This is a messenger RNA of Porites evermanni, 6218 nucleotides long. NCBI's taxonomy places the organism in Eukaryota, Metazoa, Cnidaria, Anthozoa, Scleractinia, Poritidae. The record is from the annotation of a GenBank genome assembly.
AUGGCGGACGACAGUGAACAGGAGGUCACAGAAAGUAUCUCUUUGGAUCAUGAAGGCUUGUGGAAAGGAAAGUAUUUUACCCUUCUUAAAAACUGCAGGCAGAUAGAACAGGUGAGAUUAUGUUCUUUAAGAAUAUGCCAACCGCCUUCGAAAAAAGGUACACUAAAAGUCUUUUGAAUUACAAGAAUUGAUGUUCUUUCAGGAGAACGAGAGAUUGGUGAAUCGAAUUUAUCACGUUAAGAGUCUCCUUAAACGUUACCGAAAACAACGAAGGUAGGAAUGGUGCCGUUAUUGUCUCUAUAUUGUUUUAUUCAGAUUACAUAUUUUUUUGAUGUAACUCAUUCAAUGAAACAGAGAUGACGUGAUGAUUUUAGACUAUGUUGGUUUAGAAUCAAGCUUUGACACUAUGACACUAUUCAUAUUUAAGCCUUCCCAUCUCCCCCUGGCAUUUGUCCGGCAUUUUUCUAGUGCUGUUUUCCCAUGGUGGGUAUUUGUCUUUAAGGCCUGCCAGAGUGGGGAAUUCGUCAUAUAUGAAUGUCUAAUUUUUCACCGCUUUGAAAAGGGAAAAUAUAUGACACAUAAAAAGUAAACAAAAAGAAACUUAAUAUUAAAGGUAGAUUAUAUCUCUAAAGGAUCUUGAAAAAUUGGGUUGUAAUAGAUAUUUUCUUUGCCGAACACUAACCAGGUGAAAGUUAUUUUGAAGAGAAGAUAACCCUCUUUUGGAGAAAGGCUAAGAACAGCUUUGGGAAGGUUGCAAAGAAUUUCAAGAGAAAUCGUCUUUGUUUGCAAGGAAUGCCAUGGCAAGGUUUAACUGUAUAAAGUGACACUUUGGAGGCCAAAUUACAUUUUUUUUUUUGUCAUGGUAAAAUAAUUGCAUGGUCAAGAUGAUCUUAUUUUAUUAAAAAAUCUAAGGUCUGUCUGAAAAAUUAGGAAAACUCUCAGUUAAUUCUAUUCUGUAUUGUGGCUGUAUUGUAGUUAUGAAGCAUAUUGUUCGUCUUUUUCAGUUUCACCUAUGCCAUGAAUUGGCAUUUUUUUUUUGGCUUUCAUUACUUUUACGGGACUGUAGCUUUAUAAGUCAUUGCCCGAGCAAAAUGACGAGUUUAAAACAAGGAAAAAAGUACUGUCACAUCAGUUCGACAACAAAGAACUAAUGAAGUGCAAAUACUGGUCAUUCUUGAAAGCAUCUUUUAGCUACGAACCAUCAAUGUCGCAGUCAGGACAUUUCUUUGUAAUUUUUGGGAAUUUAGGCCAUUUACCAUAGAUUCAGGUGAGAAUAAUGCAGAAAAUAACUGACAUUUUUUUCUCUUCUACAUUUUACAUUUGGCACAUAGAUUUGUCACAUUGUUGCAUAAACUCAUCAUUUUGCUCGUGCAUUCAGUAAGUUUUUUCCUCUAUAAAGUGAAGGUCCCUUAAAAGUAACAAAAUCCAUUUUUUUAGAUGUCUUGUUUCCAGGGAGGGACAUUUGGACACAUUUUUAAGCCCCAUUGCCGGGUUUUUGUAUGAAUCUGGUGGCCCAAACUGUAAAGUGAAUUGCUCGGCAGCAUUUCAAGAAAAAAGGACAAAUUGCCAAGUAAUGUCUGGGGGAUUGGUAUGCUUGUAAUAUUAUUGAUAGAGCCAUUACAGUAACUUUUGUGUUUUACUUUUGAGCUUAAGAAUAAAUGUCUCCUUUUUUUUAGCUUUCUCAAGGACAGAUUAGAUGAUUACAAUGAUGACUUUCGAGAUGCACAAUCUCCAUUUCAGGUAUGCUUGUGUUGCACUCUAUAUCUACAUCGUUUGUAUUCAUUGUUAAUAAAUUACUUGUUUCCACUGUGAUGUCAUGUUGAUUAUUUUGAUGAGUAAAGUCAAGAAUCUGAGAGAUGAUAGAAGAUUAAUAUACAACUAUGUUGCCAAAGUUUAUGUAAUUGCGUUCUUUUAAACAUGGAGGAGAUAUUUACAGAAUUUUCCUACCCAGAUUUAUAGAGUUUAAUAUGGAGAUUCCAAGUUGGUGACGAGUCCAUAAAUGCUUUAAAAUACAGUUGAAACUCCCUUUAGGGUAAAUGUUAAGAUUUAGGGGGGUGUUUACAUGACACCAGGGCGACUUUCGCGCCGGAGUGAGCUCACUCUGGUUCCCUCUCAUGGCUCUACAUUUGUUUACAUGAUACCACCGCAAAAUUUCAUCCAGGCGCCAGUCACCCCGGCAUGAGUUCACCCCGGUCGUUGUACCGGGGCGAGAAUUUCACUGCGGUACGAAAUCUUGCAACAGUAUCAUGUAAACGCAAAAUGACCACAUGUUUCGGCGUGAAAUCAGUCUGCCAGUAGACUGGAACGGGUAGCGCAUGCGUAAUGUUUGCGAUUUUGAAUCUUACGUGUAUUUUAUCAACAUGAGGUGUACCUUUAAAUGACGAGAUAUGAAAUGACCCAAUCAUAAUGUAAACGCGAUACAAAAUAAAAAAAGUCAUCCCAGUGCGAGUUUUCUCAUGUAAACACCCCCUUGGAGGUCAAUUACAGGAGGUGGUUGCUUACUAGAAUCAAAUGACUUGGAAAAAUUUGAAGCUAGUCAUGUUGUUACUAAAAGGGCUUUGUAUUCUCUGAGUAACAUAGUACAUAGUGCAAACGUUAAGAUCAGACCAUGGGUCACCUGGUCUCUUUCUGGAGUUUCCAAGUAAUGGAAGAUAAUUUGUACUAACUUAAUUUAAUUUAUUUUAAUUUUACUUUAAAACUGUCAUUCCCCAAAAUACAAUGAAAUUAUGGGGAUCUGAUUAUGCGCAAACUAGCCUUAACAAUUUUCAGGACUGUCACACCAAGGAUGUGGCCAGGGAUUUUCCCUGAUGACAAUAAGCAUGAACCCUGGCUACUUUUGUAGGAAACAAAAGGAAAAUGGAGGCAAAAGAACUUCCUUCCCUUUAAAUUUUCCACCUGGUCCCAGUUGUUCAAAUGUUCAGCCUGUGAGCAAGUUCUCCUUUGGGGUGAGCAGAGCAAGCCGCUUGAGAAUGCGCGACAAGCGGCUGGGCGGGGGGAAAGAGAGCUUGCAAUGAUUUCUUAUAAAUUUGCAUUUCUACUUUGCCCAGACAAAGCAAAGCCAUUGGCUUAAAAAUUAUGCACUGUCAAUUAAUUUUGAUCGAUGACAUUCCUUGCCGUGAAUUUAGAAAAACAAUGCUUACGGAAAUCAAGAAGGUUGCUACUUUUUAUGAGGAAGGAGACUGCUCUCUCCUUUUGUGAAAGAUAACUGUGAACUGUGUCUUUUUACGGUUCAGUUUGGAUCUUAAGCCUGUGGAUUGUAUAAACCGGCAAAUCAAAAGGCUGAGAAAUGGUUCCAGGAGAACAUAUUACGAUACUAAAUCUAACCGCGUUUAUUGUGUAUUUCCUCCAACAAAAGCAGUUUAUUUCAUAUCCUAGCGGAUACAUGGAAAAUUGGUCUCCUCAUGGAAAAAAGAAAACAAUUGCAUUGGAAAGUAGUGAAUGUGAUUUCUGACAUUUGCAGUGGCUUUGAAGCGACAUGUCUCCGCUGAAUUCAAAGAAUAUUGUAGAUCAAACUCAGUUUAUAGGCAAUGACCAGAAGGUCCAGACAAGUUAUCUUCUUUUAGUAGUCUUGUCUUAGUGAGAAAUUGUAAUAUUUUGCUCUUUUUGGAAUCCUAGCAGUAUUGGCGCAUAUGGCCCAAUACAAGAAACUGAAAAGCCGCUGACACAUUUCUUCUUUUCAGUGAUAGUCUUAAUGCUUUGUGGUUUCCUGCGGUUUCCAGGCUGGAAAUAAAACUAUAUCAAACAUCAUUGCAAGCUCUCCUUUCUCCCACCCCUCGCUGUUGCCUCUCCUCUCAUGUGCCGCUCACACGUUUACUUUUCACAAUAUCCCCCAAUUGGAGAGCUUGCUCGCAGGUUAUUCAAAUGUUGGAUAGUACAACCACCAAAUAAAUCAAUAUAGAGCAGUUAAGUAUUAGGGAAUUCAUUUGCACUAUCCAGUGGAUAGAAUAAUUCACCAUAUGAACAACUGGGGCCUGCUAAUUGCAUAUUCUCAGCAAUUCGAAAUCUUAUUGACAGCCCAGAAUUUAUUUUAUUUCUCCUGUUAGGCUGAACUGCUUUCAGAAAUAGUUGCCGAAGCAUUCUCAAAACCAGUCCCUCCAUCUUUUUUCCCUGGCGAGUUUGCUAGUCCAGACUCACCUGCCGUAAAAAAGAGCAAGAAACGCGAGACUGCUAAGGACAAAGAUAAAGACAGGGAUCCCAAUGCUCCAAAGAAACCUGCGAAUGCCUUCUUCAUGUACUGUCAGCAGCAGCGUACUGUUAUGCAGGAUGAUCAUAAGGAUCCAAGUAUUGGACAUCACGAGUUAACAAAGUCAUUGGCAAAAGAGUGGAAUAAUUUGGCCACUGAUGACAAGAAGGCAUGUGUUGUUUAAACUUAUCUUAUCCAGGCUGUACUUCAGAGCUGGUCCCCGUCAUGUUCGCCAUUGAAAAACCUUUGCCACAAUAUUACAUAUUUAGAGCGGUUUUCACUUGACUGUCAAAAGUAAUUGAGGAAUUGGUUUGGUUUUGGUUUUACUACGCCCUUUGGUUGGCUAGUGUAGUCAAGUGAAAACCGCUCUAAGCAAUGGAAAAUGUUUUCUGUGUUUGCAUGGCCUGACAUAAACACGAGAGGGGUUGGGAGAAUUCUCGACAGCUAUGCAAACCCAAGAUGGAGUUGAGAGUUUGCAUAACUGUUGAGAAUUCUCCCAACCCCUCCAGUGUGUAUAUCAGGCUAUGCAAAUACAGGAAAGAAGCUUUCUACCGCUUUUAUAAAUUAACUUUCCCAAGAAAAAUCACAAAACUCUUUCUUAUUGCACUGAUUAAAAGAGAAAUUCUUACCAGCUGUGAACUCGUAGUCUUGCACACAUGAUCAGUUCUUGUUUUGCCAAAAAAAUGGUAUCCAAAAUACAGAUUUUUCUCGCUUAAAAUGUCAGCUUAAGCGAAAAAAAAAAAUUGACACAGCAUGGUUCCAAAGAUUUUCCAAGUUUCAGCAGACGAGGGAAUAGUUAAAUAAAGUAAACCUGUUUCAUUCCAUGUCCAUCCUCGUCAUCCAUGGCAACAGAAAACAGUUUCAGUGCUUAAAUAAAGUCUUAAAUUACAAUUAUUAAACUGGAUCAUUAUUUUUCAAAUUCAAGUGAUGUGCAGAAACUUUUUUUGGUUUUUAAAAGGAUAGCAAGUCGCAAGACAUAGCUCCUUUAAUGAUACAUAACUUUCUUCAUGUUUUAGGUGUAUUAUGAGAUGUAUGAAAAAGACAAAGAAAGAUAUGAAAAAGAAAUGAAAAAGUACACAUCAGAUAAAGUCCCCAAGGAGCCACCUGCAAAGAAACCAAGGACAAAAAACGCCAAGCAGAAGACACUUGCAUCUUCAUCUUCAGCAACAAAUUCAUCACCUGUCAUUGACAAAAGCUCUCCUGAUCAAAGAAGCUCAUUUGUUGUGUCACCAACAUUAAAUCCCCUCUCUCCACAGAGCUUUGCCUCCGUGCAAGUAAACAUCCCACAUAUUCCCAUGCCCAUGCCACUGAUUCCACUUGCUGACGAAGAAACUGGGUUUGACAGCUAUCAAGAGCUUCAUUCAGCAGCACAAGAUUCAUUCCUUUAACAGCUGUUUCUUUAAUAGUGGUGAAUAUCAUUGGCUAUACAUGGUCUAAAAGAAGGAAAUGCAAAUGGUACAUUAAUCGUCUGGGCCGGGUUGUUCAAAGAUGGGUUAAGAUAACCCGGGGUUAGUGUGAAAGUUGAACUCAGCCAUAAAAGCUUAAAAAAACAAAUUCAGUUUAAUUCUCUUUGCCUACAAUUUGAUGAUUGGAUACUCUAAAAAGAAUAGAGAAAAUUAUCCGGGAGAGUGCUUUUGAUAAAAAGAAAAAGAAACCCGGGUUAAAAUUUAACCCCGGGUUAGGGCUAACUGGCGUUCAAAACAACUGGGCCCUGGUCCAAGUUGUAAUUUGAUGGACAGUCAGCACAAAAUGAUAGCCUGCUGACAGGCAUUCUUGUAUGGUAUAGGGCACAAGUGCCUUGGUAGAUAAGUAAUAUUGCUAAGUUACAUUGAGAUGUGAUAAAUGUGGUUAGCGCUAACUGGCAUUCGAAACAACUGGGCCUUGGUCCAAGUUGUAAUUUGAUGGACAGUCAGUACAAAAUGACAGCCUGCUAACAGACAUUCUUGUAGGGUACAGGGCACAAGUGCCUUUGCAGAUAAGUAAUACUGAUAAGUUACAUUGAGAUGUGGCAAAGUAUUUUGUAAUGAGGAAUACA